This is a messenger RNA of Astyanax mexicanus (Mexican tetra), 2870 nucleotides long. RefSeq names its product polo-like kinase 1 (Drosophila) (gene plk1). The transcript is spliced from 11 exons. Gene Ontology annotation, biological process: mitotic cell cycle; protein phosphorylation; regulation of cytokinesis. The record is from RefSeq and is a predicted model, not a curated record. Gene Ontology annotation, molecular function: protein binding; ATP binding; protein serine/threonine kinase activity. NCBI's taxonomy places the organism in Eukaryota, Metazoa, Chordata, Actinopteri, Characiformes, Acestrorhamphidae. The coding region runs from base 331 to 2121 and encodes 596 amino acids. Gene Ontology annotation, cellular component: centrosome; nucleus; spindle pole.
UUGUGUUGGUGCUGCGCUGAGAGACGCUGAGCGGGGACGGGGGUUGUAGAGAGAAGAAGCGGACAGGCGGACAAUUUAGCGAGUUUCUGUUUAAAAUACCCCGCUUACAUUAACAGAAACUGGUGUACCCGAGUGGAUUUGUGCUGGCUUGUGUGUUAAACCGGUUCAGGCGCGCUUAGUUCGGUUAGUUUUUAUUCGAAUUGCUCGGCCGGGCGGCUCGCCCUGUCUGUCCGGGUCUGAACUCGCUGUUUUCUGUUAGCAGUGUCGCAGAGAUCCGUGUUUUGUUCGUGUUUCUCUUUAAAUUAGCGUUAUUUUGAGAGCGUAUUCAGUAUGAGCGCUGCAGUGGCGAAGGCGCCGAAGCCUUCGGUCAACGUAGACCCGAAGUCUGCGCCCCUGAAAGAGAUCCCAGACAUCCUGGUGGAUCCGCGGACCAUGAAGCGCUACAUGCGGGGCCGGUUCCUCGGGAAAGGCGGCUUCGCUAAGUGCUACGAGAUCACAGACAUGGAGACGAAGGAGGUGUUCGCCGGUAAAGUGGUGCCCAAGUCUCUGCUGAUGAAGCCGCACCAGAAGGAGAAGAUGAGCACGGAGAUCGCGAUCCACAAGAGCCUCGACAACCCGCACGUCGUGGGCUUUCACGGCUUCUUCGAGGACGACGACUUCGUGUUCGUGGUGCUGGAGAUCUGCAGGAGGAGGUCUCUUCUGGAGCUGCACAAGCGCAGGAAGGCAGUGACUGAGCCUGAAGCAAGGUACUUCAUGCGGCAGACAAUCCAGGGAGUUCACUACUUGCACAACAACAGAGUUAUUCAUCGUGAUCUUAAACUUGGAAAUCUUUUUCUUAGCGAUGAUAUGGAGGUGAAGAUUGGUGAUUUUGGUCUGGCCACUAAGAUUGAAUUUGAUGGUGAGCGGAAGAAGACCCUGUGUGGCACUCCAAACUACAUAGCCCCUGAGGUGCUGUGUAAAAAAGGGCACAGUUUUGAAGUUGAUGUCUGGUCACUGGGUUGCAUUCUGUACACACUGCUGGUUGGUAAACCUCCAUUUGAGACGUCAUGCCUAAAGGAGACAUAUGUCCGCAUCAAAAAGAACGAGUACUCUAUCCCCAGGCAAAUUAAUCCAGUGGCGGCUUCACUGAUUCGUCGAAUGUUGCACGCAGACCCUACUCUCCGACCCUCAGUAGCAGACCUGCUUACAGACGAGUUUUUCACCUCGGGAUACGUUCCCCUCAGGCUUCCUACCUCUUGCCUUACUGUGCCUCCCAGGUUCUCCAUCGCCCCAUCUAGUUUAGACCCUGGCCUGCUCCGUAGACCUCUCACUGCAUUGAAUACUGAUAGCCCAAUUGAGAAGAUGGGAAAAGGAGACCAGCCACAAAAGGAGGAGCUUCAGCAAAGGGAUGGACCUGAACAGCCUGACUCCCAUUUGACUGACAUGUUGCAGCAGCUGAACAGUGUUAACGCCUCCAGACCUUCAGAGAGAGAUUUUGUAAGACAAGAGGAAGCUGAGGACCCAGCCUGUAUCCCCGUCUUCUGGAUCAGUAAAUGGGUUGACUACUCAGACAAAUAUGGCCUUGGGUAUCAGUUGUGUGACAACAGCGUUGGAGUUCUAUUUAACGACUUCACCCGCCUGAUUAUGUAUGAAGAUGGAGACAGUUUACAGUACAUUGACCGCAAUGCAGCAGAGUCCUACCUCAGUGUGCGCUCUUACCCUCCUGCCCUCUCCAAAAAGAUCACACUGCUGAAGUACUUUAGGAACUACAUGAGUGAGCACUUGUUAAAGGCGGGAGCCAACAUAACUCCACGUGAUGGUGAUGAACUGACCCGCCUGCCCUACCUACGGCACUGGUUCCGCACCAAGAGCGCCAUCGUGCUCAAUCUGAGCAACGGGACCGUACAGAUCAACUUCUUCCAGGACCACACAAAGCUGAUCCUGUGUCCUCUGAUGGGAGCCGUGACGUACAUCAACGAGAGGCGAGAGUUCUGCACCUACAAAAUGAGCCUGAUCGAGGAGUACGGCUGCUGCAAGGAGCUGGCCAGCAGGUUGCGCUAUGCCCGCAGCAUGGUGGAGAAGCUCAUGGCCUGUAAAAACACAGUUGCAGCAACCGCCACAGGGGCUAGCUCAGGACGCUAGUGCACACUGGAACUUUCAGUUUAAUCAAUAUCCUCACAUGACUGCAGAUAGCUAGCCCAUCAGACACGACGGCCAUGGACUCAGUUGACUUCAUGCUAAAGUGGACGGACCCUGUGACCUUUUUAUAGGGGCCUCUGGACACUUUUUUUUUUUUCUCCCCUAUUUCAGUCUUUUUCUUUGUUUACUAUUCUCUCCCUUUUCUUCGCUCUUCACGGGUGAAAAAGCUAAAUGUGACUGCUCACUAUCUGCUGCAUCAUGUAUAUUGCUUUUCUACUUUGAGUGUUCUAUUUUUAGCUGUUUGUCUUUGUUAUUGUCUGUUCUUUGUAUAAAAAGCUUUAGACAUAAAUAUCAACAGGUUAAUGAGAUUUUAUUAAACUGACCAAUAAUCCAAAUGAAUAAAGACCUUAUUGUUAAAAUACGGUUCCUUUUACGCAAAGGAUUUUAAUGUUAAUUUUAAAUAAUAAAGAACACCUACAGAAGGCUUUGGGGACCAAAGGAUUUUUCUUUGCAUGGGUCACGUUAUGGUUUGUAUCUUAGAAGUACAACAGGUGCGCAGUUUCUUUUAACACUAAUGGGUUAAUUAGGUUCAGUCUUCACGUGGCACUUGGGUCAUCAUGACAUUUGGAUUGGUUCAGUUAUUGCUAAACAAUUAUGGUGCCACUCUUUGUACAACAUUUUAGAGGACUCCAUUGCAUGCUGUUGGUGUGAAAUACAGUUUACUGUUAAUUAAUAAACCUACUGAGAACUGA